CAUUACGCUGAGAAUGCCAUGUUCACAUCCUGUUGCUGUGGAAAAGAUCAGCGUAAUAAAUAAAACCAUUUAAUGUUCUGUUCUUCAUUGUAGCAGAAAAAAUGCCUUCGGUUUGUUGACGUGAUCGCCUGAAGACUGUCAACAUAUCCCAACAAGAGUUUUUAAUGGCAAGUUAGGAACUGGGAAACUGUCGCUUGCAGUUCUCAGGAUGUUGUCCCUUCCGUCUCUUUGUGCUGGGCAACAGAAAUUGUGAAAUCCUACUUUUGGAAAGGAGAAUGAGAGCGCAGUGUUUUCUGCUGGUCGCACACCCGGAGGAGAGCAGCGUUGGUGUUCCGGCAGGCUAAGAGCGUCCGUGGAAAAUCCCUUGUAGGGAGCCCGGAAUUACCUUCAGUAGGGCUGCUGACACUGAUGAGAGGACUUUUAUGCCAAGAUUGUCUCUAUUUGAACAGACCACACCAUGCGUGAGUACAAGCUAGUGGUCCUUGGCUCAGGAGGUGUGGGCAAGUCCGCGUUGACUGUACAGUUUGUUCAGGGAAUUUUUGUUGAAAAAUAUGACCCAACAAUAGAAGAUUCAUACAGAAAGCAAGUGGAAGUAGACUGUCAACAGUGUAUGCUUGAAAUCCUCGAUACAGCAGGGACGGAGCAAUUUACAGCAAUGAGGGAUCUCUAUAUGAAGAACGGUCAAGGGUUUGCACUAGUAUAUUCUAUAACAGCACAGUCCACGUUUAACGACUUACAGGACCUGCGGGAACAGAUUUUACGGGUUAAGGACACUGAAGAUGUUCCAAUGAUUCUGGUUGGCAAUAAAUGUGACCUGGAGGAAGAGCGUGUGGUCGGCAAAGAACAGGGACAAAACUUAGCAAGACAGUGGUGUAACUGUGCCUUUCUAGAAUCGUCUGCAAAGUCGAAAAUCAACGUUAAUGAGAUCUUUUAUGACCUGGUCAGACAGAUAAAUAGAAAAACACCAGUGGAAAAGAAGAAGCCUAAAAAGAAAUCCUGUCUGCUGCUCUAGGCUCCCAUCGCGCAGCAGCUCUGAGCCAGAUUGCAGGAAUGAAGAACUGUUGCCUACAUGGAAAGUGCCAGCAUUCCCGACUUCAAAACCUUAUGGAAAUUGAACACAUAUCUGAAGAAGCUUCUCUUGUUUUUCUAUACUACGAGAAGAAUUUAGAUCCUAAAAUGGUUUGCACACGGUCCCUGGAAAAAGAAAUCGCUCUGUGUAUAUCUCUUGGAAAUUUAAGACAAUAAUACUCCUCCUUUGCAAUAGCAGUUAACGGAUGUGGAAAUAAAGAUAAUUGACUCUAGUGUAUGAUUAUACAAAGGAGCAUGGAUGCAUUUCAAAUGUUAGAUAUUGCUAUUAUAAUUAAAAAUUCAUAUUGACCCUUUUAUCAUCAUUUCUCCCCAUCAAGCACUAAAAAUGUUCCGCCAUUAUAUUUUAUAUCUAUAACUAUAGGUAUAUAUUAUCUGAAAUUUCCCUUCGAACUCACUGCGACAAAUAACUUUUUGAGUCAUUGACUUCAUUUUAUAUUUAAAAGUUACAGAAUAUCAUUAUUUUCAUUCUACCAUUAUAUUCUAAUUAAAGAUGUUUGUGCAUAAUGCUUUGGAAAAAUGGGUCUUUUAUAGGAAAAAAACUGGGAUAACUGAUUUCUAUGGCUUUAAAAGCAAAAAUAUAUAAUAUACUAAACCAACUCUAAUAUUGCUUCUUGUGUUUUACUGUCACAGAUUAAAUUACAGCUUUUAUGAAUGAUUAAAUUUUAGUACAUUUUCA
Molecule: messenger RNA, 1765 nt
Organism: Columba livia (rock pigeon)
Lineage: Eukaryota; Metazoa; Chordata; Aves; Columbiformes; Columbidae
Gene: RAP1A
Product: RAP1A, member of RAS oncogene family
Exons: 10
Coding region: 458-1012 (184 amino acids)
Biological process (GO): negative regulation of synaptic vesicle exocytosis; Rap protein signal transduction; cellular response to cAMP
Cellular component (GO): plasma membrane
Molecular function (GO): GTPase activity; GTP binding; GDP binding
Source: RefSeq, a predicted model, not a curated record